Molecule: messenger RNA, 2564 nt
Organism: Gasterosteus aculeatus aculeatus (three-spined stickleback)
Lineage: Eukaryota; Metazoa; Chordata; Actinopteri; Perciformes; Gasterosteidae
Product: neuroepithelial cell-transforming gene 1 protein
Biological process (GO): positive regulation of Rho protein signal transduction; intracellular signal transduction
Molecular function (GO): guanyl-nucleotide exchange factor activity
Source: RefSeq, a predicted model, not a curated record
AGAAUCCGCCAUAUUCAAACUUCCGCCGUGGUGUGUGUUCUGUUGUCACCGAUCUUCUGCUUUCUUUGUACACAUCGGGCCGUUUUUCAUCCGACUGAGCUCUGUUUUCGUUCGUUUAGCCAUAAAUAUCUUAGUAAAAACUGAUCUCGAAACGAGGCCUCCUGCCAAAUGGAAGAAAAUGAAGAAGUUCGAGGGUGGACGGUGGGAAAGAAGAAGCCGAUACUUCGCAGGAUGUCAUCGAGGACGUCCACCACCAGUGUCACUAGCGCCGCGGAGCCCUCUCCGCAGCCACACCGGAUAAACCCCAAGAAACCUCCUCUGCAGAGAGGCAGCUCCUUCACCUUCCGCACUCCUGGGACUCCGUGGGACUUCAGCCUCAAGAGAAAGCGCAAAGAGAAGGAGGAUGACACAGUCAGUCUGUCCAGCUUCGACCUCAAGGAACCCAGUACCAAGCGUAACCGCCCCCUGGCUAAAGUUUCAUCGCUCGUCAACUUGAUCUCUCCAUCAAAGAAUGGAGCGGUGCGGCGCUUUGGUCAGACCAUCCAGUCAAUGUCACGUGGCGACAGCAAGUCACCAGGGACGUCCCUCAAAGCCGGCAGCAAGACAGCGGGUCCCACUCCCACCAAACGCAGAAACAGCACGCUGUGGUCAGAGACACUGGAUGUCCAUCAGAAGAGCACCUUCUCUACCAAAGAAAUCAAGAGACAAGAGGCAAUUUAUGAGCUUUUCAGGGGAGAGCAAGAUCUCAUAGAGGAUCUCCAACUUGCACGAAAGGCAUACCACGAUCCCAUGUUAAAACUCUCCUACAUGACCGAGGAAGAAUUGGCUCACAUAUUCGGGGACCUGUAUGCAUACAUCCCCUUACACGAGGAUUUACUGAUGAAACUGACGGAGGGAACUGGCCCCGAUGGAACAGUAGCGCAGAUUGGACAGAUAGUCAUUGACUGGCUGCCUGGUCUGAACGCUUACAAAGGCUAUUGUAGCAAUCAGCUGGCGGCAAAAGCCCUGCUGGACCAGAAAAAGCAGGACAAGCGCGUCCAGGACUUCCUGCAGCGGUGCCUGGAGUCGCCAUUCAGUAGGAAGCUGGAUCUUUGUAGCUUCCUCGACAUCCCGCGGUCACGCCUCGUGAAAUACCCGCUGCUGCUGCGAGAGAUCCUCAAACACACUCCUGCCGAACACCCAGACAUCCCCAGCCUGGAGAGAGCUAUCACCAUAAUCCAGGAGAUUCUGUCUGAUAUCAAUGUGAGAAAGGGGGAGUCUGAGUGUCAGUAUUACAUAGACAAACUGGAGUAUCUGGAUGAUAAGCAACGGGACCCUCUCAUUGAUAACUGUAAGAUUCUACUUUGUCACGGCGAGCUGCGGAACAAAAGUGGCUCGAGGCUCCAUGUGUUCCUCUUCUCCGAGCUGUUGGUUCUGACCCGGCCAGUGACCCGGAAUGACAGGAGCUGCUUCCAGGUUUAUCGACAACCCAUCCCUAUUCGGGAUUUGUCUCUGGAGGACCUGCAGGAUGGAGAGAUCCGCAUGGGGGGCUCCUUCAGAGGGGCUUUCACCAAUGGCGAGAAAGCCAAGAAUGUUUUUCGUGUGAGCUCUGUGGAUCCCUCCCAUGGCCAGUCCCACACCCUGCAUGUCAACGAUGUCUACCACAAGCAGCAGUGGCUCAACUGUCUACGCAGUGCAAUGGCCCUCCAACAGGAAGCUCCACUCGGCGCUCAGCAGGAAGGAGCCAGAAGAGCCAAGCGUCGCUCCUCCACCAUCUCAGUCACCAUCUGUGACGAGGAGACGGAUGAGAACUGCCCGCCCGUCUGUGGCCCUAAACUCAGGCCUCAGACGCUCUCCAAAACCAGAUUGAACCAGAAGUUACAAGGCUCACUAAAGAGGAAGGAGACUGGAGUGUAGACAUUGAGCACAGCACCUGGUUCCUGUUAAACAGAGAUGAAACAAGAGUCCUGUGAAACAAGAGUCCAGUUUUGUCUCGUCUGUCAGUGAAUUUCCAUGCAACCACUGUUUUUGUGCUUUUGCUUUCAUUGUAGCCGCACUGAAAAGGUCUCUUCAAUCAUAUCCGUCCAAAUGUAUUGUAAAAAUUAUAGUCUUUGAAAAGUGUUAUUAGUUUACAAAACAAAAAAAAACAAUGUGUCAGUGUUACUGAAAUAUGUUUAUACCAGAUAAUUGUGUGUGGAAUUCCAUUGGAUUCUAUUUCUAUUUACAUGUUACAUGAACAGCUUCAUACCACUUGUAGUUCCUGAAAUUGAGUUUCAACCUCUCAUCUAGUGUCAACACAUCUUUCUGCUGAAAAUGUCAAUUCAUACAAGUGUAUAGUUGUAAGUGCUAUCGGUGCCAAGAUAAGGGAUCAGGGAACUAAGACACUGAUGGCCGCAGCUUUCUGUGCAGCAAGCCUUUGCGCAAGAGAACUUCAGCUUUUUUGAGAUGAGGUGCAAGAUUAUGAGCUGAACAUUUAUACAAACACUGAUGAUGAACACGAUUAAAACGUAUCUUGGAAAAUGUAGAUGUAUUCGGAGAAAAACUGUUGAACGGAAAAUGAUAAAGCAUUUAGUUUGUACACUCAA